CAGAGCUGAAGGAGAGUAUGAUCCAUAUUCUCUCAGUAUUUUGCUAUCUUGGGUUCAUUAUGGACGAUAGACAGGCAUGGCUUUUACGAAAUAUAUCACGAUUUGGGAAUAUGGAUUGUGACAUUAUUUUUUCUGUUGCUGUGGAUUGGAUGUGAUGUAUUUUACUGAAUCAGGGAUAACAAAGACAAUGGGAUACCGAGACUGGAGAUGGCAGGCGCUUUGGUGGCAUCAUUUCUUUCUCUUGUGGACUACAAUAUACGGACAAACUCGUUACAGUAUACCAGAGGAACUGAAACAGGGCUCUGUGGUAGGAAAUCUUGCAAAAGAUCUAGAUUUGAGACUAUCCGACAUUUUUGAGCGUAAACUGCGUGUCGACUCUGAGGCUGGUAAGCAGUAUUUCAGUGUGGAUGCGGGGAAGGGCGAGCUGGUGGUGAAUGACAGAAUAGACAGAGAGGCUUUGUGUGGACAAAGCGCCAGCUGUGUUCUACCUCUGCAGGUUGUUCUCGAAACCCCUUUAAAUUUGCACCGAAUAGAAGUAGAAAUAAAAGAUAUAAAUGACAAUGCCCCUUGUUUCAAUACAAAAGAACUUACCUUAAAAAUUUCUGAAUCGGCAGCUGUUGGAACUCGUUUUCCCCUGGAGAGUGCAGAAGAUGCUGACGUUGGCAGUAAUUCUGUUAAAUCCUACAUGUUAAUUAAAAAUGAAUGUUUUACGUUGAAAAUGAAGGAGGUUGAGGACGGCAAAACAGUCCCAGAGUUAGUGUUAGAGAAGCCUCUCGACCGAGAAAAAAAAGCGGUUCAUCAGCUUUUUUUGACUGCAUUAGACGGAGGAAAUCCAGCCAUGUCUGGUACGUCACAAAUAACAAUCAUUGUUCUUGACGUAAAUGACAAUUUUCCAGUUUUCGAAAAAAGUAUAUACAAAGUUUCGCUAGAGGAGAAUACUCCAAAAGAUACAUCUAUUAUCAGAAUUACCGCCACUGAUGCAGACGAGGGUCCAAACAAAGAUAUUGAGUUCUCUUUUGGAUCACGGACACCAGAUUCUAUUUUAUCAGUUUUUGAAAUUAAUUUAUUAACUGGUGAAUUACAUUUAAAAGGAGAGUUGGAUUAUGAAAGAGAUACUUCCUACAAAAUUGAAAUAACCGCGAAAGACAAUGGCAUUCCUGAAAUGGAGGGUCACUGUCGUUUACAAAUAGAUAUAAUAGAUGUUAAUGAUAACACUCCGGAAAUACUGCUCACAUCAAAACCCAGCCCUGUAAGUGAAGACGCGCCUAGUGGUACAGUGGUGGCUUUUCUCAAAGCACGGGACGCUGACUCUGGUAAUAACAGUAAGGUAACACUGCAAUUACCCAAAGGUUCUCCUUUCGCUCUUAAGCCCUCCUUUUCUAAUAAUUAUGCUCUCGUUACGACUGGUCCUUUAGACAGGGAGAAUUUCCCAGAGUAUAAUAUUGAGAUAACAGCCACUGAUUCAGGCUCUCCUCCUCUGUCCAGUAAGAAAACUAUACCUGUCAGCAUCACUGAUGUGAAUGACAACCCUCCUGUAUUCACUCAGCCCUCCUAUAAUGUGUAUUUAAAAGAGAAUGGAGUACCAGGCUCUAUCCUGUACUCAGUAUCAGCAUCUGACCUGGAUUUUGGUGAAAACGCCAAAAUCUCUUAUUCUAUACUGGACUCUAAAGUGCAGGACGUUUCUGUGUCCUCUUAUGUUUACAUUAACUCAGAUAACGGCAGCAUCUACAGCAUGCACUCGUUUGACUAUGAGAAACUGAAGGUGUUUCAGAUUCAGGUUCAGGCAAAGGACCAGGGCUCUCCGUCUCUCAGCAGCAACACCACUGUCCAUGUUUUUAUCCUGGACCAGAACGACAAUGCCCCCGCUGUUAUUUACCCCUCCUCCGCUGCCAUGGGCUCCCUCUCUCAUCAGAGGAUGCCCCGCUCGGCUAAAGCGGGUCACCUGGUUACUAAGGUGACGGCCGUGGACGCAGACUCGGGCCACAACGCGUGGAUCUCCUACAAAGUGUCGGAGGCCACAGACGCCUCUCUGUUCACUGUCAAUCUGUACACAGGGGAGGUGAGGACUAAACGCGCUGUGUCCGAGCAGGACGACUCCUCUCAGAGGCUGCUUAUAGAGAUCAAGGACGACGGGGAACCGGUCCAAUCCGCCACCGUCACGGUGUCCAUCCUUCUUGAGGACGGUCUCCAUGAGCCCAUCUUAGACCUCCGACAGAAAGCGGUCGAGCCUAGCAAGAAAACUGGCAGAAUCACCCUUUAUUUGAUCCUCUCUCUGGCCUCGAUUUCCGUGCUGUCUCUGGUGACUUUUCUCAUCUUAGCGGUGAAAUGUAUCAGGAACAGCAGAAACAGCGCGAGUUGCUGCACGAGACAGAGUGACUGUGACGAUUACAAGAACCCCAACAGAAACCUGCAGAUUCAGCUCAACACUGAUGGACCUAUAAAGUACGUGGAGGUCCUGGGAGGAGACAUGUUGUCUCAGAGUCAAUCCUUCAGGUCCUGUAUGUCUCCUAUGUCAGAGUACAGUGAUUUCACUCUGAUUAAACCCAGCAGCACCACUGACUUUAAGGAGGUCAUCAGUGUCCUGGAUGCGUCUUUACCCGACAGCACCUGGACCUUUGAGAGCCAGCAGGUGAGCAGAGAGACAAAAACGAUGUUUACAUACAUGGUUUAGUAUGAGCUAUUGACC
This is a messenger RNA of Labrus mixtus (cuckoo wrasse), 2686 nucleotides long. Its product is annotated as protocadherin gamma-C5-like. Bases 155 to 2671 code for a protein of 838 amino acids. NCBI's taxonomy places the organism in Eukaryota, Metazoa, Chordata, Actinopteri, Labriformes, Labridae. Gene Ontology annotation, cellular component: plasma membrane. The record is from RefSeq and is a predicted model, not a curated record. Gene Ontology annotation, molecular function: calcium ion binding. The transcript has a single exon. Gene Ontology annotation, biological process: homophilic cell-cell adhesion.